AUGAUCGACCAAGGAACGCUUGAAGCUUGGAGAUGGAGUUAUUACAGGGAUAUUGGUUACGAGAUGCUUACUGGAAGGCCUCCAAAACACGUGGCAGGAUACCGGCGAGGGAGCUCUCCGAAUAAUUUUGUUAAUGGUUGUGUUGACUAUGACCAAGUAUCUAUGAGAUCUUCAGCUUCCAUACUCGGUACUGUCAUCCCAAUCCCUCCCGCGGCGAAAGAAUCAUGCCGGGCUAUUAGAGUUAGUUGCUUUGAGCAGAGUGUCAGUGUAAUCAUUGCCUCUAGGUCCCUCCCCUUCGACCCUCCGUGGCAUCCUCCGUAUCAGGACCCGUCAUUAGCUGUGAGCCUGCAUAUAUAUCUGUGA
This is a messenger RNA of Aspergillus niger, 363 nucleotides long. RefSeq lists its product as hypothetical. Lineage: Eukaryota; Fungi; Ascomycota; Eurotiomycetes; Eurotiales; Aspergillaceae. The record is from RefSeq and is a predicted model, not a curated record. The coding region runs from base 1 to 363 and encodes 120 amino acids. The transcript is spliced from 4 exons.